Messenger RNA from Staurois parvus, 250 nucleotides. NCBI's taxonomy places the organism in Eukaryota, Metazoa, Chordata, Amphibia, Anura, Ranidae. The record is from the annotation of a GenBank genome assembly.
CAGGACCCUGCAUUCACUAUAUCUGGUCUCCCACAGACCCUGCAUUCACUAUAUCUGGUCUCCCACAGACCCUGCAUUCACUAUAUUUGGUUUCCCACAGUACACAGAACAUGGAAAUGCAAUUAUUUUAGUAAAUAUAAAUUGCUAAAUACCUUUUCUCAUCAGCAGUAUAUAGCAGUCUUGUGACUUCUAUCAGUGUUCAGCAGAGCACUGGUUAAAGCUUGUAGGAGGAGUUUUCAUUCUGCUCUAG